This is a messenger RNA of Ylistrum balloti, 4370 nucleotides long. Its product is annotated as ceramide glucosyltransferase-like. The coding region runs from base 33 to 1211 and encodes 392 amino acids. Gene Ontology annotation, molecular function: ceramide glucosyltransferase activity. NCBI's taxonomy places the organism in Eukaryota, Metazoa, Mollusca, Bivalvia, Pectinida, Pectinidae. Gene Ontology annotation, cellular component: membrane. The record is from RefSeq and is a predicted model, not a curated record. The transcript is spliced from 9 exons. Gene Ontology annotation, biological process: glucosylceramide biosynthetic process.
UCGAGGCAAAACUCCAACGAGGGCACAAUGUUAUGAUGUCUAUAGCAGAAACUAUUUUAUUUAUCGUCGCAAUUGGUGUAAUUCUAGGAUGGUUGUUCGUUCUUUUAAUGCAUAUAGUGGCCCUAUUCUAUGGACGAUAUCUUAUGCACCGCGUUGUGCCCCAGCCCGACCCAGAGAACCUCCAUGGGGUGUCCAUCCUGAAGCCUCUCACAGGAGUUGAUCCUAACCUCUACAAAAAUUUAGAAACAUUCUUCAAUCAACAGUACCCUGCUUAUGAACUUCUUUUUUCUGUCCAAGAUGAAAAUGAUCCUGCUAUUAUGGUGGUUCAAAGUUUAAUACAAAAGUAUCCAAAAAUCGACGCAAAACUAUUUAUAGGUCUAAGAUAUGUUGGUCCAAAUGGCAAAAUAAAUAAUAUGGUUAGAGGGUAUGAAGCUGCAAAAUACGAUUUGAUUGUUAUCUCCGACAGCGGUAUCAGUAUGCGUCCUGAGACCCUGAUGAAUAUGGUCAGCUUCAUGAAAUCAGAUGUUGGACUUGUUCUCCAGAUGCCAUACACAGCACAUAGAAAAUUUGGAUUUUCAUCAGUAUAUGAACAAGUAUAUUUCGGUACAUUCCAAGCCAGAAAUAGUCUUGGAGCUAAUGCCGUUGGGAUAAACUGUUCCACCGGCAUGAGCUGCAUGUUUCGUAAAGAACUCUUAGAAAAUGUGGGAGGUCUUCAAGCCUUUGCCAAGUACCUGGCAGAAGAUUUCUUCAUUUGUCAAGAAAUUGUCAGACAAAAAUACAAGGCAGUUUUAUGCAGUCUACCAGCAAUACAGAACUCUGGCAACUGCAGUGUGGAACACUUUCACAACCGCCUAAUAAGGUGGUCCCAGCUUCGUGGAGCUAUGUUACCUCAUCUCAUUGUGUUGGAGCCCUUGUCUGAAUGUAUGUUGAUGGGUGUGUGUAUAUCUUGGGCUUUGGACUUUCUGUUCAAUGUCAGCCCCAUGGGCGUCUUCCUCCUGCAUACACUCAUGUGGUUCCUUAGCGACUAUUUUCUCCUGAAGACAGUUGAGAAUGGACCACUGCCUUUUUCCAAAUUUGAAUUUUUCGUCGCAUGGAUUACAAGAGAAGCACUUGCUUUUUGGUUGUCUCUGAGGAGUCAUAAAAACGGUGUUGUUCAGUGGAGACAUAAACGUUAUAAAGUGCACUGGGGAGGGUCUGUUUCAGAGAUUUAAACACAUUUCAUUUAUCAUCGUCAUCAUCAUAAUCAUCAUUUCAUUGAAUCAUUGAGGCCAGUCUUCGCCAUUUGUGGAGUAUUUCAUGACCAACACUUUUAAGUAAGGAGACUUUUGGGAUUAUAAACAGAUUUGGAGUCAUUGGUUUCCAACAACAGAUGAAACUCUCUCAUGAAAUUCUUCCUUUUUUUAACAAGUCCAUUAUGAACACAAAGGCUUGAUAAAAAGUGAUAUUGAACUUUGUCAGAACUUCAGUGUGUUUGUAAAAAAUCCUCGAGAGUAUAUGAAUGGCAUACGAACUUGAAAUCAUCAGGACAUAUCUUGCUUUGUGAAAUCUGCUGAUCUGGAGCUUUUAGUGCAAAAGGAAAAAUUCAAUUUGCUGCAUACAGCAUGAAACUUGUCGUGUAACAUCUGCAGAGCCUUUUUUUAACAAUUGACUUGUGAAGGAAGCUGAAGAGUGUGUUUUGGACUUUAUUUCACAAAGUGAUUUAAAAGUAUGAUAUGAAAUCAAGUAAAAAGAUAUCAACAUCCAACACCAGAAAUGAAUGUUCAACACCAAGGUGUAUCUAAAUGAGAACUGCAUGACUUCAAAUUGAGGCUACAUGUUGAUACACCAUGCAUUGCAAAGUGGUUUUAAAAAUGUUUCUGAGAAUUUGUUACUAUCUUUAAAUGUUGGCUUUAAUCAUUAUAACUCCAAAACUUUUUCUUUGAAUUUUUGAAGAUGAAUUAUAUUGUUAGUUGAUAUUGCACUUUCUGUGCCAUAUUUGUAAUGUUGGAUUUGCAUGUAUUGGGUUUUUUUCUUUGUUUUUUCUCAUAAUCACAGGACAAAAACAGAUUUUGGGAUUAAAGAUUCUUAAGAUCUCUCAUAUUAUUGUCAAUAACUGGUUAAAUGAUAAAAUUUUGAAUUAUUUAAUAUAUUUUUGGAAAAAAUUAUUAAAAUUGCGUAGGCAAAGGUCUUUACAAAGUUAACUGGUUGAUUUACUUUUUUUAAAGAAUUUUAGCAUUAAGCAUGAAUUAUCCAAUAAUACUCAGAAUUGCAGAUCUUAAUAAAACAAUGAAUUAGAAAUGAGAUGCAUCAUAAAUCUUUAAAGAAAAGCAAUGUUUGAUAAUCAUGUAGGUAAUCAAUGCAAAUUGUGUGAAACUGCAGGACAAAGGGAGGUAACUUCAAUAACAGUGCUAUAGCUUGAGACGAUUAAUUGUACUUAAACUGUAUUUGAAUUAUGUUUCAUACCUAUUUACCUGUCCGAUUCUGUUGGUGAGGACCCAGCAGAGAUAUGACGACAGUGUGCUGAUCUUUGAUCAAUGCAAUACUUCAGGACAGGGUCAGCAAAUGGCUCAUUUUCCAUGAUACACUGCUUUGAAUAAUCUUUUAUUAAAUUUGUCUCUUUGAUAUUUAAAAUAAAAUUUGGCAUAAGAGCGUUUAAUUUCAAUUAAAUAAACAUUUAAGGUAUAUAGUAAUGCUAUUUUUUUAUGAUAUCUAUACUCAAAUAAAAAGUUAAUCAUUUUUUUUGUUUCGAAAUCUGAAAUAAAUUACCUCUUAGUAUGGGGGAUCAUGCUGAAUGAAGCAGUAGAAUUGAUAGUAUUGUUUGUCUCAUGGCUAUGUAAAUAUUUGUUGAUUCUGUCCUACACUUGUCCUCAUAUGAUUAAUUAGGUGUUCAGGCAUCUUAUGUAUGUGUAUAUCCUAUCCCAUCUAGUUUUCCUUUUCUUACUGUGUCCAUAAUUUUUCGACUUAGAUAAUAAGGUCAACUGCAAGAGUGGUUGUAGCACUGGAAAGAUUAUUCAAGUUUAGAUUCGGACUUCAUAUCUUAUUAAUUUUUUUUUUAUUAUUUUGUGACACAAAUAAGUGAAAAAUUCAAGAUAAUAAAUUGAUGGAUAAAAAAAAACAUGCUUUUAAAGAAAUACAAAGUAAUCUUCCUACAGAUGUAUUGUAUGGCAAAAUAAAGGACUAUUUUGUUUUUGGCAUUUUUACAAAAUUUACAGAAAUUCAAUAUUUAUAUAUCUUAUUUGAAAAUGGUAAAUUAAUGGUAGAUUAAUAUGAAAAUCCUAAUCUAUGACGGGGAUUAUUUACUCCAGUUCCUUCACAUUCUGCUUUGAUUUGUUUCUAAUUUCCCCCAAAACAUUAUUUUUGAGAAAGGUCAUCAUCUUCGGAGAACCCCUUGUAGAUUGAUACUGUUGGUAGGAAAAAAAAUCUGCUGAAAAUUAUUCGUGUUUGGACUUAACAGCUUUAAUCUAUAAGUGCUGAAAUCUACUGCACAAUCAAUAUUAUGCAUUAAUGGAAAUCCUGUUUACCAUUUUUAGCUUUACACUUUAAAACAAUCAUGUAUUGAUGGGAUAUGUUCUGUCUGAUUCACGAUGUGUCUUUGUCGAUACUUGCAUCCUGUGCAGUGUUUUGUGUGGAUGCAUUUUACUGUUGUUAUUUAUUAUGUGAUGAAAGGGGUAACGGAUGAUUAUGUGUUGUAGCUGGUUCCAUAAACACUUCUAUGAUGUCUUUCCAACUACUUGUAUGGGGUAUAUUUUUCAUUCAACAUUCCACGAAAGGUUUUGGUUUCAUGGCAAAAUCAGAAAUAAAUAAGAAAGAACAGCACAAAUAGUGUCACCAGUGAUAAGUAAAUCACAGAUGCAGUGUUGAAGUCGCCAAAAAUCAAAAUGACAAAUAUGCUGUAAUACUGCCGAUGUGGAAAGAUGGAGAAGUGUCAAAUUUGAGUAUCCAUAGCUCAAGUGUUACUAUAUACAUUUUGUCCCAGACAGUACAUUUAAUGUAUAGAUGCUGAUUUAACAGCCCUUUCCCCAAGGCUUAUGACUGUCCCAUACCCUACCCCAGGGAUAGGACAUGAAGGCUUGCUGUGUUCUGGGCAAGAACUGUUUCAGUUUUUACUUUAAAGAUAUGUUAAUUUAGGAUCAUACAUUUUUUCAGCUUUAGUUCAACAAUAUUAUUUUUCAAAUUUUCCUUUUAUUUUUAUACAUUUUGUAUGGUAAUGAUUCAUAUGGCAGUGAAUAACAUGCUGGUUAUCGGUGGGCAUGCAGCAUUGCCUUGAGGUGCUGUACAUCUGUACAUUUUAAUUUCUGAUGCCUGUUAUUUACAAGGCAAGUCACUGUAGGUAUCAGUUACCAUGGAAAUAGAUUUGGUACAUGGAAAACAAAAGGUUUGGUUCAUGGAAA